CAGGUUCUUACACUGGUAGCUCGGGCUGUGUGGAGUUUAACAUUCGGCCUUGUUUUGCUCAGAGUUGCACUUCUGUUAAGCCUGUGUUUUGAAGCUAGCUGUCUGUCUGUAACCUAAAGGAUUGCAGGUGACCCAUGAUGGAACACUGGUUGUAUGUCAAACUUCGCCAUCAAUGAAGUAAUUAUUAAAAAUAACUAUACAACACAAACUUGACGUCGUCGUGUUUGUUUACGGCUUUAUAUCCUGAUUUAUAUACCACGAGAGUGCUCUGACACCCGUCUCUGUGACGUAGUACACACAAUGUGUAGCACGUAUGUGUUGUUGCUACGGAGCGCCGCUGAGAGGAAGUUUUUAAGCAGCUUUGCAGAAACCAGUUUAGAUAAUCUGCUCUGUAAUGCAGCACAGACGCCUUUGUUAGCCUUUCUGAAUGCAUGUACAUUUAAUUCUGCUCUGAUCACGAGAAGAUAAUUGAUCCACAUUAGGCUCGGUUUUCCAGCAGUCGCCACUAAGUGAUAUGGCGUGCACGAAGAAAGGUAGCCAAUUAGCUAACUAACGUUAGCUAGGUUCUAGCUAGCGAGUCAGUUUGAAUGCUAAACCAGCUAGCUUAACGUUGAAUGAGUGUGGUUCGCGUCUAAAUUCUGUGUCACAUCGUCGUUUGUUGGUUGCUGUGACGGCGUAACAUCAUGUUAGUGAAUCCAACGCGAGGUUUUCACUGGUCAGACGCGGAGACGAGAGCACUGCUGAACAUUUGGGGGGAACAUGACGUCCAAACAGCGCUCGACGGAAACUUUCGAAACAGUCACGUUUACCGCGACGUAGCGGGUCGUUUGGGAGAUAUGGGCUACGAUCGGACCCCGGACCAGUGCAGAGUGCGGGUGAAGAGCCUAAAAAGACAGUAUUUUCAAGCGAAGAAAGCAUCGAAGAAAAACAGCCAGUGUCACAAGAUCUUUAAAUUCUACGAGGAAAUGGAGAGGAUACUGAGCAGCAGAUCAUCGGCCACGUUAGAUUCCCAGGACAUAGACAGUGUCGCCGUUGAAGGCGAUGAGACGAUGGAUGGCACCGAGGAAGAUGGUGAGAGCAUAGACCAGCCCCAGGACUCUGACAUGGAAGGCACUGGAGAAUGUUCCAAUGUUGAAUACCCUGUGAAGAUCGAGUAUCCAUCCUACCCCAUCCCGGUGACAGUUGGUAGCAGCAGCAAUAUGCCAGCAAAACAGAGCAGCUUGCAGCCCAACAGCAUGCCGUCCUCUUCAGCAAGCAGAGCGAAACGUUUCAAAAAGCGCUUCACAAACCUGUCCCUGGAAAAACUGAUGGAGAAGUUUCUGGAGCAGAGUUUGGAGGCAGAAGAGAAUUUCUAUAGACUCGAGGAGCAGCGACUUCAAGCGGAGGACCUCCGUAGGGAGACGGAACACACUAGAGAGUUGCAUAUGCUGCAGAUGCUUGGCCAGAUGUUUGCUGGUCUUUCCAGACCUGUGGCUACACAAUCACCUGCUACCCAGCCCACCCGUAACUCUCAUACUGGUGCCCCUAUACCUCCUACACGCCUGUUCUUUGGCAACCAUAGCAAUCAAGCUUCCGAGGCUGAGUAUUCUAACAACAGUCAGCAAGCUGCUCCAGUCAUAGAGCGGUCAUUCUCCCUGGGAAGGGCAGCACACAGAAGCAUGGACAGUGUCCUCCCUUUGAUUAAAAAUACCAUUCCUCCACUAACAUCCAAAAAGCACAAGGGUCAAGAUGGCCGUAUUGGAGUCGUUGGAGGAUGUCAGGAGUACACUGGCGCUCCAUACUUUGCUGCCAUUUCUGCAUUAAAAGUCGGUGCAGAUCUGUCUCAUGUUUUCUGCACCAAAGAUGCUGCCACUGUGAUCAAAUCAUAUAGUCCUGAGCUCAUAGUUCAUCCUGUGCUAGACAGUCCCAAUGCUGUGGAGGAGAUUGAGAAAUGGCUGCCGAGACUACAUAGUCUGGUGGUGGGUCCUGGCUUAGGGAGGGAAGAUGGGAUCCUCAAGACUGCUAAGGAGGUUAUUGAAAAGUCUAAAUCCAAAGGAAUUCCAAUUAUCAUUGAUGCAGAUGGGCUUUGGCUAAUUGCUAAGGAGCCAUCAAUCAUCCAGUUUUAUCAAAGAGGCAUUUUAACGCCCAACUUCAUGGAGUUCAGUCGUCUCUACGAGGCUAUGCACCGUGAGCCUCUGGACAGCACAGACCUCAAGGGGAGUGCCCAGCAGCUGAGCAUUGCAAUGGGCAAUGUGACCCUGGUUUUGAAGGGCGAGGAGGAUAUCAUCACUGAUGGAAACAGGGUGAUAACAUGUAGUCAGCAGGGGAGUGGACGUCGGUGUGGGGGCCAGGGAGACCUGCUCUCUGGAGCUCUAGGUGUCUUUGCCCAUUGGGCAUUCAGCUCAUUCCCAGAUGCAACCAAAGGUAUGAAUCCAACACUGGUGGCUGCAUUUGCCGCUACCUCACUGACUAGGCAGUGUAACAGGCAAGCCUUCGACAAACAUGGUCGAGCCACCACCACCUCCGACAUGAUCCAGGAGAUCUGCACUGCCUUCAGAAAGCUGUUUGAAAGCUGAACUAAACACAAACUCUGUUCCACGGGCACUCAUUGUUGUUUCAGCCAUGUGCAACGUCAUCUGUUUUCACUAGCUCGCCUUCUUAACAAAGACAGGAAGCAGGGAAAUCAGAUGUGGUCUACACUGCUCAUCUACACACUCAUUCACACACAAUUCACAUACACCAUGGUCCUUCUGCUUAGUCUCAAUAAGCAUGCCUUGUUUUUUUUGUGUCCACCAUCCACCAUUUCUGGCUCUGUCUGAAUGUUUUCCAUCACAUUUUUUUUUUAUUUUUGAGUUCUAUAUCCUUUUGUUGUAGCAUAGCAACAUGAUCCCUGAAAUUGAUCUAGAGUAGCCUUUCCCAGUUGAAUGUUUUUUGUAAUCCAUUGCUCAGAAAUGGAUGCUGAUCGCAGACAGACAGGACAAGACAUUCAAUAUUGCAUUGUCUAAUUUGAGCCACAGAUAUAUAAAAAAAAAUGUUAAAAAAAAAAAAACAACUCCCAGUUGUUGAUGAUGAUGAUGAUGAUGAUGAUGAUGUAGCUGGACUGUUUUACCCCUAAAAUCUGCUACUCUUCAGCUAUACAACUAUCCACCCUAACCUACUACAAAUAGAGGUCAUGGUAUUGCAGAAUAAAACAUGAAGACAAUAAUGCAAUUCAUAGUGAACAACUAAGAGACUGAAAUAAGCUGUAUAUGAAUUAUAAUUAUUAGUGUGCACACCAGCACCUCUCUUUGCUGGUAUUGUUUUUUGCAAUUAGCAGGACUUUUAUUUCAAAGUGCCUCUUGUAGGUUUUGAAUCCUAUGUCAAUCACCAGCCCUUUCUUUCUUAACAGUAUUGUAGGUUAACAUACACAACAGUGGUUUUGUAUGAAUUUAGUCCUAUAACAAAUCUCUUCUAUUGCUAGUGGAACCCUUCCUGUUAGAGUCCCAUAUAAUUAUGAUUUAUUGACUGUGGUGCUCUUUGAUAUCUACAUAUUUUAUUAGAUAAUGUAGUUUAUAUAAAUACACCCACACAUUAAGUUCUUUGCUGCGAACAAUAUGCUUAAGAAGAGUGGUCACUAUUCCUUAUUAGGGCUGAAACUAUAUGCAAAGGUCAUGUCUAGUCUCAUAUACCCUUGUGGCUCUAGAAAUGUAUCUCGUGCUCUGAAUAUUAAAACAUUCUUGGACGUGUUGAAUUUUUUUUUGUUUUGUUUUUAUUUAGAGCACUCUUGUAUUCUUGUCCAUUCAUGCCAUGUUGUUUGUAUAUCAAGUACUUAAAAGGAAAAACCUGAAACCAA
Colossoma macropomum (tambaqui) is the source of this 3811-nucleotide messenger RNA. RefSeq names its product NAD(P)HX dehydratase (gene naxd). Bases 684 to 2555 code for a protein of 623 amino acids. Gene Ontology annotation, biological process: metabolite repair. The record is from RefSeq and is a predicted model, not a curated record. NCBI's taxonomy places the organism in Eukaryota, Metazoa, Chordata, Actinopteri, Characiformes, Serrasalmidae. The transcript has 11 exons. Gene Ontology annotation, molecular function: ATP-dependent NAD(P)H-hydrate dehydratase activity.